AUGGGUUACGAAAUAACCCGCUUUGAGAGUUCGGUCGACGAUGAGCUCAUUUGCUCCAUAUGUGAGGGAGUCCUACAAAACCCCAUACAAGUGGUCACGUGUGAGCACGUAUUCUGCUCGGACUGUCUGAACGACUGGCUCGACAAAGGCAAGCAUACCUGUCCACUGGACCGGGAAAAGGUCAAUCGGGACGACUUGAAAACGCCAAGAAUUGUGUCCAAUUUGUUGGCAAAGUUGAGUAUUAAAUGCGAUUUCGCGGGCUAUGGCUGUCCAGUGGUGGUACGGCUCGAGAAUCUGGCCAAACAUUUAGCUCAGUGUGCGUUCAACCCAAACAAACCCCUGCGUUGUGAGAAGGGAUGCGGUCUUAUUCUGGCCAAUCGGGUCGAGUUUGAUGAGCACAACUGUAUGGAGAAGUUGCAUACCCUGGUCAGGGGUCAGAGUGAGCAACUGGAGGCACAGCAGCACCAGAUCAACGAGUUGAGGGACGCCUUCAAGAAUGAGAAUAAGAAGUUUGACGAGGAGUUCAAGAAAAUACAACAAUUGGUCACUAGUUUUGAGUUCAAGCUAUCGGUUGAACAGAAUAAGAGUCAAAAAUUGAUGGAUUGUAUGUCAAACUGUGCUAAAGAGAUGCAAAGUUGUCAGAAUAAAUUUAAAGAAUAUUCUGGUAAUAAUCGGGUUAAGAGUGUUUGCAUACAAUUCAAAGACAGCUCUAUAGAUGUAGACCCGUAUCAAAGAAUCGGCGAAAUUAAACAGAAUUUAAUGAAAUUAUUUAAUAUAAAGAGUGGAAAAUUGAAACUAUUUAACGGUUCCAACGAAUUGGAGGACUUGAAGUCUAUAAUGGAUUACAGUGUUGAUAAUAAGCCGGAUCAGAGGCUAUCGCUUGUCCAGUGCGAUGAGGUGCAGGUGUUUGUCAAGAUUCGGGUCAUGAACUCCAAGGAGAAUAUGAGACACCCGUAUCUCAACACAGAUUUCCUGCCAAAAACAGUCGCCUUAAGAAUGGAUAGAAACGGAUUGAUCGGUCAGUUGAAGGCUGAGAUUAAACUCAUUCAUAACAUCCAGAGUGAAGAGGUGUUGCUAACGUACGGCACCAUUACUCUGGAGGACGAGUUUGAUCUGAAGUACUACAACAUCACCGACGGAUCUUUUAUCAAUUAUUACGCCCACUUGUAG
Messenger RNA from Oppiella nova, 1170 nucleotides. The record is from the annotation of a GenBank genome assembly. NCBI's taxonomy places the organism in Eukaryota, Metazoa, Arthropoda, Arachnida, Sarcoptiformes, Oppiidae.